Messenger RNA from Coturnix japonica (Japanese quail), 1676 nucleotides. NCBI's taxonomy places the organism in Eukaryota, Metazoa, Chordata, Aves, Galliformes, Phasianidae. The record is from RefSeq and is a predicted model, not a curated record.
AGAGUCCGGCGGUCAUUGUCCGUGUGGCCGUGGGCAGGGGAUGCACCGCACCACAGCACUGCCGAUAUCCAUAGCAGCUCUCCUGCGGGCUUGCAGCACAGCUGCCUGUGCCAUGGCUGCUCCCACACCCCAUAUCCCCCCGCCCCGUGAGCUGCUGCGGCCACUGGCCGUGCCCUACCGGCUGCUGCUGGGGCCGGGGCCCAGCAACCUGUCCCCCCGAGUGCGGGCAGCCGGCAGCCAGCAGAUCGUGGGCCACAUGCAUCCCGAGGUGCUGCAGGUGAUGGAAGAGAUCAAGGCGGGCAUCCAGUACGCCUUCCAGACGCGGAACCGGAUCACGUUGGCUGUCAGCGGCACCGGGCACUGCGCCAUGGAGGCUGCCCUUAUCAACCUGCUGGAGAGCAGUGACACCGUGCUGGUGGGCAACAACGGCAUCUGGGGAGAGCGUGCUGCUGACGUCGCCAGGAGGCUGGGAGCCAAGGUCCAUGAGCUGCUGAAGCCUCCGGGUGAAUACUUCACCUUGAGGGACAUUCAGGAGGGCUUGGCACAGCACAAACCCUCAGUGCUCUUCCUCACUCACGGCGAGUCUUCCACGGGGGUCCGGCAGCCACUGGAGGGGCUGGGCGAGCUGUGCCACCGGCACGGCUGCCUGCUGCUUGUGGAUGCGGUGGCAUCGCUCGGGGGAGUGCCCAUCCUCAUGGACCAGCAGGGGAUUGAUGUACUAUACACGGGGUCCCAGAAAGUCCUCAGUGCCCCCCCUGGCAUCUCUCCUAUCUCAUUCAGUGAGCGAGCAAGGGAGAAGAUGCAGAGGAGGAAGACGAGGCCCCCAUCCUUCUACCUGGACAUGAGCUGUCUGGCGAGCUACUGGGGCUGCGAUGGAGAGCCACGCAUGUACCACCACACAGGGCCCGUCAGCAGCAUCUUCUGCCUGCGGGAGGCCUUGGCCGGGCUGGCGGAGCUGGGCCUGGAGAGCUCAUGGAAGCAGCACCAAGCUGUCUGCACCCGCCUGUGCCAGGGGCUGCAGGAUCUGGGGCUGGAGCUCUUCGUGAAGGAGGAGGCGGCACGGUUGCCCACCGUCACCACCGUCAGGGUGCCUGAAGGCUACAACUGGAAGGAGAUCACAGCCUUCCUGAUGGAUAAACACAGCAUUGAGAUCUCUGGGGGCCUGGGCCCUACUGCAGGCAAGGUGCUGCGGAUCGGCCUCAUGGGGCACAACGCGACCCAGGACAACGUGGACCGCCUGCUGCAGGCCCUGCGAGACGCCCUGCAGCACUGCCAGCACAGCAGGCUGUGAGCAGAUGCCCACAGGGAGCAGCACAUCGGCAGGACAUGGCACAGAUGUGGCCCAAAGCCUUCCUCCUCUCCCAGUGCCCAGCUCCCCAUCCUGCCUGGCUUGGGGCUCGGCAGCCCCACGGGCUUGGGGGGCUGGGGGCAGGAUCCAGCUUGCAGGCCCCCUCCCCUCCAAUCCCUUCUGUUACCAUCACCACCACCCAUCUGCUGCAGACGUGUGCUGCUCCCCAGUGCCACCUCUCCUGAAUAAAGCCACACAGCUCCGUGCUGCUCCCCAGCCCUACAGCUUGCCUGGACUCUCUGAGAUCCAAGAGGAAAGGUGCAGCUGUGGGAAGUGCUGCAAAGUCCCAGCACAGGGAGAGAGGCAGAGCUGGGCCAGUUCCUGCUGA